AUGGAUAAGCAACAAGAGGAAGUGACACUAUGGAUCCAGACUGUCCUUGGAGAGAAGUUUGAAGCUGGGACAUUCCAUGACCUAUUCAAGGAUGGAGUAAGGCUCUGCAGAUUCCUUAAUAAGGUUUCAAAACUCGAUGUCAAGUAUAAGGAGUCCAAGCAAAUAUUUGUGCAAAGGGAAAACAUAUGCUCGUUUAUUAACGGACUUAAAAAACUCAAGAUGAAUGAAUACGAGCUAUUUCAGACCAACGACCUAUUUGAAGCAAAGGAUCUGAAACAGGUUGUCAUAUGUCUUUAUGCACUAAGCAGGCAGUUGCAAAAGGAAAAGAUAUUUAAAGGGCCAUUUAUUGGGCCUGCUCUUGCCACCAAAUCCAAGAUUGAAUUCAGUAAAGAGGUUCUUGACAGGAGCAAAUAUGCUGUCCAUCUCCAAAUGGGGUAUUCGGACCCGGAGCUACUUGAAAAACCUGAAAACAAGAUUGUUUCCAACGUCUCAAAGGACCUGAAGACAAGCAAUCUUUAA
Encephalitozoon intestinalis ATCC 50506 is the source of this 519-nucleotide messenger RNA. RefSeq names its product calponin H2-like calcium-binding protein. The record is from RefSeq and is a predicted model, not a curated record. The transcript has a single exon. NCBI's taxonomy places the organism in Eukaryota, Fungi, Microsporidia, Unikaryonidae. Bases 1 to 519 code for a protein of 172 amino acids. Gene Ontology annotation, molecular function: protein binding.